AUUAGCUGAGAAUGAGUUAUCAACUAUAUCCUAAGCCUUUCUAAUUUUGUAAAAUAGUUAAAUAUUUUAGAUUACUAUCCUCCUUACAUUCACUAACUCGGCCUUCCAUUGAUCAAUCCUUAUAAUCUAAAUAAUUAUCCUCAAUAAAUGAGCUCAUUUUAUUAUUAACCCAUCAUCGGAAAUUCUUCAGACAAUUGUAUUGUGAUAGAAGAUGAUAAUGUAAGUUAAUUAUUUAAUAUUAUUUCUUAGAUUUAACAUCCACUGAACCCCAAUCAAUAAUCAAUAAUUUAAACAUAAACCAAUAGAGAACAGACAACUCAAUAAGAGUAGUUGAUGAUUCUAGAAUAACCAUUUAAGAAGUAGAUAUAAGAAAGUGACAAAUUAAAUGAAAAUGAACCACACAUUCGUAUAAGUGUCUUCAAACAGCAUUCAAGCUAAAUUGAUGCUGAAUAUAUCCUUUAAUAUGAUAGGUAAGUUAAUUAAAUAUCAUUUAGAAUCCUGGGAAACGAAUACAAAAAGGAAAUAACAAUAGGAAGAAAAAAAUAAUAAGAUGAUAAAUCAGAGAAUUGUGAUAUUUGUAAUUGUCUUAAAUAAUAAAUCUAGAUUUGCCUCACGGAGAUAAGAAUGUUGAAAAGUUACACUGUAAAUUGUCGACAGAAAAAGGAUUUUCUUAUUCAAAUCUUCUAACAAAAUCAGUUCUUCUAUUCUUCUCAUUAUUCAGAUCAAGGAAACCAAUUAUAAAAUUACCAUUUUCAAUUAGAAAACAUAUUUAUUCAUUUAUUAAGUAACAAUAUUCAUAUUUCUAGAGAAAAGCCGUAAUUUUAUUUAACUGAUAAUGCAACUAAAGUUGGAACAUUUAUGAAAAUUAAAAAGGAUAAUCUAAAACUAAUGUAGCUGCAUAAUACAUACCUGAUAGGGGCUGACACAUAUUUCCAUGUUAUGGAAAUCAAAUCAAAACCUUCAUAAAUGAAAUAAAAAAGAAACAAAGAUUUAAAUUAGUUUUAUAAUGCUCUUGCAAAAGAACACUUAAAAAAAGGUGCUAAGAUUCAUGGGCUAACAUUAUAGGAAAGCGAAUAAUUCAAUAUACUGCUAAAUGAAUUCAGAACAAAUAAUUAAAGACAAAGAACUUCACAAAAAUUGAAUCAAUAUGAUAGACCCUAUUUAAAAUUUUCAUUUAAUAGUGCUUCUGUCAAUUAAAUUUAAUCUCAUAUAUUCAUUGCCAAUUAUGAUUAAGAGUCUGUUUUUAAGAUUGGGAGAUCCUAAGAAUGCGAUGUCAUAGUUAAUAUCAAUACUGUCUCUAGGAGAUAAGCAUAAAUAAUAUAUAAAAAUAAUGAGUAUUAAUUUACAUAUAUAUAUAAAUUAGAUGGUUCAUCCAUGAUGGUGAAGGUAUCAGAGAGUCAGCAAAUGGUACUUGGCAGUCGUUGCAAAAUUAUUCCACGAGAAAUCAAGAUAAAAAAGUAUAGAGCAAACCAAGCUUAAUUGAAGAUUAAAUGGAAGUCAAAAUAAGUGAGAACAUUAUUAAAUUUGAUUUUGUAAACUUUGGUGUUACUAAAAAGUAAUUAUUCACAUUAAUUUAAGACGAAAACUUAAUUAAGCAUUAAUUCAGGACUUACUUUAGUGA
Paramecium octaurelia is the source of this 1621-nucleotide messenger RNA. The record is from the annotation of a GenBank genome assembly. NCBI's taxonomy places the organism in Eukaryota, Ciliophora, Oligohymenophorea, Peniculida, Parameciidae.